UUACGAAUUUCCGUUUUUAAUUUACAUAUAGUAAUGAGCAGAUAAGUUCAAAAAACAAUAAUAAAAAUACUACUCAAAUGGCAACAGAACAGGCAGACCCAAAAGAUAUUUUAUUUCCAACAAAAAAGACUUUCAGAGUGAAAGACCAACUUAAAGAUAAUUACAUUUCAACCAACGAAACUAUAGAUAGUCAUGAUCCAAGAGGUAUCAAUAUUUAUGAUUAUGCUGUGGCUAGAGCUUAUGAAAUAAAAAAUCUUCAAACUGCAUUAAAAGAAGCUGACCAUUUAAAACAUCAGAGAAUUUUUCAGCAACUUCCAAGGCAUAUGAGAAGACGAGCUGCUAGCUAUGAUAUUAGAAGAUUACCACAUCGUCUUAGAGAAAAAGCGCAGGCUGAAAAUGUCACCAAACCAAAACAAAAGACAAGAAAGUAUAAAAGAAAACCAAAAAAUCUUCUUGAGGAAUAUACCAGAAGAAGCCGAGAAAAUUCAUGGCUUGAGACUCACAUAUGGCAUGCAAAAAGAUUUAAAAUGGUUGAUAUGUGGGGUUAUAGAGUUGCUUUGAAACCAUGUGACAAAGGUUACAGAGCAGCUUAUAGAGCUUCACAGAAGUCUGCAAUAUUACAGGAUAAAACUUACACAGAAGUUAUUGAAAUAAAGAUCAGUUAUGAAAAGUUGACAGAAAUUUGGUCUCAUAUCACUCCUCCUGAGACUGACUGUUUAUUGCAUUGUAAAGAUUUUGUGGCGGGAAAAAAAUAUAUCAAGCAGAUUUUAUAUUAUCCAGAUUCUUAUCCAAAGAACUGCAUUGGUCCAAUUUAUAUUAUUAAUGGUAAAAAUCUAUCUGAUGGUAGAAACUUAUUUUUUCUUGUCUCUCACCCAGAAAUAUCAAAGAGUGUUGUUGAUAUUUUUCAAAUAUUAUCAAAUACAGAAUCAAAAAAAAUGAACGAGAAAGAAGCGAAUACAAUUGAUGUUUUCUGUCAUAGACUUGAUUUUGUUAUAUUCUCAUUAAAUGGUCCACUAAGUAGUUCAAUUGUGCAAGAAGCACUAAAUUUAGAUAAAGUUCAUUGGAACUCUGGAAAUCAAUCAGUCACAAAUGUUUUGGUUGAUGAUCCAAGGUUUCAUAUACCAUACAAAAAACAGAGUCCAUUCCACAUAAGCCAUCAAACAGAAAAAGGAGGUGAAAUACAGGAGCACUCUGAUCUCUGGAAUGAAACAAAUAGAGAUGAUAUAAAAAAAAAGAAGAUAUCUGAUGAUGCAAUUAACAAAAUGAGGAGUGAACUAUUGGUUUCUGGAAGUGCUUUACCUAUUGAAAGCCCAAAAAUACCAAUUGUUAUUUUGCAAACAUCUAAUUCUGAUUCUGAUAAUUCCAAACUUUGCAAUGAGGGAUACUAUUUGAUUCUUCCGAGUGGUUGGGCUAUGCCUUUUUGGAUAGCACUUGUUUAUCAAGGUGCACGUGUUGGUGCAUUAAAUGAAGAUCAAAAGCUUUCAUAUGAAGCCCUUGUACCAUAUUUUCCAAAUAAUUUUCCUGAUACUAAUGCAGGUAAAAAGGAUGCCGAAAGACGAAAAAAAGAAAAUGAAGAUUUAUAUAAAAGGUUUCCUCCGCAAGUUAAACAAAAUUAUGAUUUAAAUGGUGUUGCAAAUCCAUUUGGAUUACCAUGGAAUGAAAUAACUUCACAGUGGAGGUUCAACAUCCCUUCUCUAUUGCCAGAUUUAUUUCAAAAUUUUAUAAUACCAAAAUCAGAAUUUUAUGUUCUUAGAGAUCAGUUAUUAUUAAACCAGAUAAAGCUAGGAAAGCUUUCAGAAAAGAAUUUAAUUGAUAAAUUGUUAUAUCAUGCUAACAGCCUAGUAUAUAUUCGUGUUUAUUCAUGCCACAAUGGUUGUCCAGAAGAUAAUUCUAUGUUGUGUAUUCCUACUGGUGAUGAUUUAACUAAGUUUCGUGAUGAUACCAAAAAUUUACAUGAAAUAGAGACUGGACCUGAAGAACCUCUUCACAAAGGAUUGCAUAAAUUCUUUCCACAUGUUUGUAAACAAUAUGGAAUUGAUAGAUAUAAUGCCAGAGACAUUGGAGCAACAACAAGAUGGGUAUUAGGAUAUAUUUUAACAGGAGAUUACUCUCUCAGUCGUGGUAAAGGAGCCGGCUUAGGUUUAGUCACUAUUUUGGGGUUAUUAUUUUUAACAUCGUUAAAACUUUAUUCAGAAGAAGAUAAAUUUACCCUUCUUUUCAGAAACAUUGACACUAGGAAAUAUAGAUUUUGUAAUAUUGAGAUUAUUUAAGCUUUGUUUGAAUUAAUGAUUGAUGUUUCUUGUGAAAUAACAUAAGCUUUUUUUUUUUA
This is a messenger RNA of Hydra vulgaris (swiftwater hydra), 2329 nucleotides long. Its product is annotated as ribonucleases P/MRP protein subunit POP1. The record is from RefSeq and is a predicted model, not a curated record. NCBI's taxonomy places the organism in Eukaryota, Metazoa, Cnidaria, Hydrozoa, Anthoathecata, Hydridae. Gene Ontology annotation, biological process: tRNA 5'-leader removal. Gene Ontology annotation, cellular component: nucleolar ribonuclease P complex; ribonuclease MRP complex.